Molecule: messenger RNA, 758 nt
Organism: Staurois parvus
Lineage: Eukaryota; Metazoa; Chordata; Amphibia; Anura; Ranidae
Source: the annotation of a GenBank genome assembly
AUGUUGGCCGAAGAGGAUAUGAAAGACGAGACCAUGAUGGAGGCCUCCGCCAGCGAGGCCGAGGGCGGCGCACCCAGCGAAGGCGUCAAGAUUAACGCCAGCAAAGCCGAGGAGGACGAGGGGAAAAUGUUUAUUGGCGGUCUUAGUUGGGACACUACAAAGAAAGAUCUAAAGGAUUACUUUUCAAAAUUUGGAGAAGUUGUAGACUGCACUUUGAAAUUAGAUCCAGUCACCGCCGGUCCAGAGGCUUUGGUUUUGUAUUGUUUAAAGAGUCUGAAGGUGUAGACAAGGUGAUGGAACAAAAAGAGCACAAACUGAAUGGCAAAGUCAUUGAUCCAAAAAGGGCAAAGGCAAUGAAGACAAAGGAACCAGUGAAGAAGAUAUUUGUGGGAGGUUUAUCGCCAGACACACCAGAAGAGAAAAUAAGGGAAUACUUUGGGACAUUUGGGGAGGUUGAAGCAAUUGAGCUCCCCAUGGACAACAAGACUAACAAAAGGCGAGGCUUCUGUUUCAUCACAUUUACGGAAGAAGAGCCAGUGAAAAAAAUCAUGGAAAAGAAAUACCAUAAUGUUGGCUUAAGUAAAUGUGAAAUUAAAGUAGCACUUUCAAAGGAACAGUACCAACAGCAACAACAGUGGGGAUCAAGAGGCGGAGGGUCUUCAACAAGGUCCAGAGGAAGGUUGGUAACUGUUUCAAUAGCCUCAAGCCAGAGCUGGAGCCAGGGAUAUAGUAGUUUACUGGAAUCCAAGCUACAGUAG